Yarrowia lipolytica CLIB122 is the source of this 996-nucleotide messenger RNA. RefSeq lists its product as uncharacterized. Lineage: Eukaryota; Fungi; Ascomycota; Dipodascomycetes; Dipodascales. The record is from RefSeq and is a predicted model, not a curated record.
AUGACCACCAUAGAACGCCCCUGCGACUACUAUCCCUUCUGUCACCAGUUCGAGCAGGUAGACCGGGCCAUCGAAAACCUGGUCAAGAGCGGCCAGCUGUACAACCAGCACAGCAACAACCACAACCACAACAACCACAGCUAUGGACGCUACCAGCAGACCAACCCCCAGUCCAAGUACAGAAAGAGCCCCCAGACCCAGUACUACUACGACAAGGGAGUGGCUUCGCACCAGCAGCAGCAGCAGUACGUUCCUCAGCAACCCCAGCAGCACAGAAAGAACUACUACUACAGCCCCCAGCUGGGCAGCCAGGUCCCGCCCAACAACGUCCCUCACGUGAGCCUGACCAACUCGGCGGCCCCCAUUCCAGUCGCACAGCCGCCGCAGUCGAUCCAGAUCCCUUCCCACUCCCACCCUGCGCCUCAGGCCUACCGAUCGCAGUCGUACAGCUUCCAGGGCCAUUCUCGGCUCGGAUCGGUGGGAUCUGUGGGCUCCAUGACGUCGCCGGCUCUCGUGGCCACCUCGUCAAUGACACCCGUGCUGCAGCCGACCCCGGGACCAUUCACUAAGACCCAGCGACCCCGCGGAGACAGAGAUGUGAACGACUUUGACGAGGUGGACUCGGCCAUCAAGGGACUCGGAGACAUGUCGCUGGAGCUGGACGAGAUAGACGACAGGGAGGACUUUGGCAGCAAGUCGUUCGACAAGAAACCGUUCGAGUCCUCGGCCACCUCCUCGCCCAUCUCCUUCACCUUUGACCCUUUUGCCGGGCUCGGAAUCGGCAGCAGCAGCAAAAACGACACCACCAGCUGCAACAAUGCCAACACCCCCACCGCCACUACCACUACCACUACAGACAACAACGACAAGGAGAAAAAGUCGCCCCCGUCCGUGUUUGCGCCCAUCGGAACCAAGCCGGACACCCUUGCAUCUUCCCAGCGACCGUGGCCCAAGAAGAGUUCUCUUGGAAUGUCGACCACCACGGUCUGGGGCUAA